Molecule: messenger RNA, 2766 nt
Organism: Rhinichthys klamathensis goyatoka
Lineage: Eukaryota; Metazoa; Chordata; Actinopteri; Cypriniformes; Leuciscidae
Gene: pcgf5a
Product: polycomb group ring finger 5a
Exons: 9
Coding region: 353-1060 (235 amino acids)
Biological process (GO): regulation of transcription by RNA polymerase II
Cellular component (GO): PRC1 complex
Source: RefSeq, a predicted model, not a curated record
CCCCUUCUCUGCGCGAGCGCUCCUCUCUCUGCGCGUGCUGCUGCCAGUUCCGUGUCGGCCGCGAGUUUACCAGCCACGCACUGCCUGCACGCGCUCAAUCCACCGCCGGGCUGUAACGGUGUGACUCUCUCUGGCUUCCAGAACCCCCCCUUUUCAGUCUCCAUUAACGGCCCAGCACAGAGCGAGGCGAGGGGAUACGUAACGGAUCACUCUCUCACCAAUAAUGUCUUCAGAUCAGAGUUACAACUGCCUCAAAACUGAGGCAAUGAUGAAAUCACCGUGGCAACCCUGUGUGGGAGCACAGGCAGCACUGUGACUCUAGCUUGUGAUCUCCUGACCUCUGUGAGUCGAGAUGGCAACCCACCGAAAGCACCUGGUCCGAGAUUUUAACCGACACAUUACCUGCUCAAUUUGUCAUGGAUACCUGAUCAAGCCCACCGCUGUCACAGAAUGCCUGCACACUUUUUGUAAGAGUUGUAUCGUUCAGCACUUUGAGGAGAGUAAUGAGUGUCCAGAAUGUGGGAUACAGGUCCAUGAAACCAACCCUUUAGAGAUGCUGAGACUAGAUAAAACCCUGGAGGAGAUCAUCUUCAAGCUGGUGCCUGGACUAAGAGAGAAGGAGGAACAAAAGGAAAGUGAGUUUUGGAGAAAAAAUAAAAUCAAAGCAAAUGGAGAAGAUGGCCCUAGGGCUAAGAAAGCUCACCUGAGUGAUGAAGAGGAUGAUGAUGGGAAAGGUGGAGACUACCACAGGAGUGAUCCUCAGAUCGCUAUUUGUCUGGACUGUCUACGUAACAAUGGCCAAUCAGGAGAAAGCACAGUUAAGGGUUUAAUGAAGAAAUUCAUCCGUUGCUCCACCCGUGUUACGGUGGGAACCAUUAAGAAGUUCCUCUGUGUAAAAUUGAAGCUGCCAUGCUCUUAUGAGCUCGACGUUUUGUGUAAUGGGGAGAUCAUGGGCAAAGACCACACCCUGGAAUUCAUAUAUCGCACUCGCUGGAGACUUCAGGGUGACAGCGCUUAUCCCAUGGUUCUCGAAUACCGUCCGAGGAUUGACUUUGGUUAAACAGCACUUACAGCUUUUGUGGAAAUCUCAUGCAGACUGAUGUCAAGAGAUGGACAAAAAGCAGAAAAACUGAAUGAUUGUGCCUCUGUUGAAAGUCAACAACACAAAGCUCCAUGACUGACAGGACUGCUCUCCUUCCUCUGCACUGCUUCAGCCUCUACUCCUCCAUUCCUCCCUCCUUCAUGUUCCUGUUUGACAGUUGUGGCUCCGCCCACUGGCACUGUAUCAAGUUUGAUGAUUAUAUUCCUCCAAAGCUUUCUCUGCAUGUUGUCUCUAUGACAACGCCUUAGCGUUCAGCGGCCCGUUGGGAUUAUCUGAUAGCAAUCUAGCAAUCACAGAAAGUAAGCUAAAACUCGUCGCAAAGCUGCGUCUUGGCCAGGUGACAGGAGAGAGAGAAAAUGGAGACGUUUUUAAAAUGAAGUCUCGCUAGAAGGUAGAUUUUAGAAUGUUUUAUUAGGUGUUUUUAUCCAAGAUUUUGCACUAGAGGCAAAUCCAAAUGUCUCGCUGUAGUGUUCCUGUUCUGUCUUACCUUUUACACUCUCUCUCUUUACUUUUAGUUACUUUUCUUUCCUGCUCUAACCGCCCACAUUGUCCCUCAUAAAUUCAGUGACUAUUUUUCAUGUCAUCAUUCUCUCUCUCUCUCUCUUUCUUUCGCUCACGCACACUCACUCUCUCUUUCUCAGCCAAUUUCCAUCUUCCCUCAUACUCAUUUUUUUCUCCAAUGGUGUUUUUGGCUCUAGUCUGAAGUAUUGAUGGAUCUCAUUCAGAUGGAAUUGAAUGAAAGCGCUGUAGAUGUCCCAAAAUAACAGCACUGAAAGGCACUCUGGGUAAGCAUUUUUCCUUCACACUGUGAAGGCCAAGUCUUACAUUUACCCAAACCAGAUCGUUUUCUUAAUAGAAAUGAUAUAAGAUUAACUGAUGCCAGAUAUGCUUAAUGCAUUAAUUCAUUGAAAAUUCUCAUCUUUAAAAACAGCUGAAUGGGGAAUGACUGAAGGGUUCCAGCUGCAUCUAUCUAAGAGCCGCUUUGGCUCACAGUCUGUUAGUUGUAAACAUUCUGUUAUUUCCUGUUUAAUCAGAAAUAUAUUUGAGACAUUCCAAUGAAAUCCACCUCAAUAGAUGUUUGAAUUUUAAAACCCAGAAUGUCAAUAAUGCACUUUUUACAGUGUAUUUUGAGUGUAAUGCAGCAAAAUAAUGCUAUACUGAUGCAACAAUGUUUGGUUAAACAAAAUGAAGUGGAAAACGUGCACUUUCUAAAAAUUUGUGAUGUCUGGAAAAACAACUGCGCAAGGGACAUGCAAUAAUGCAUUUUUCUACUUCCACAAAGUGGAAGAAAAGUUAAAAUCCAAUAUUUCGCAAUGUGGUCCUCUACUACGCUAUAUCAAGUCAUGGACAUGAUUCUGAGGAGAGUUUAAAAUUCAGUCAUCACGUUUUAAAUAUUUUAAAUAUUAAGGGUGUUUUUCGAGCAUUAGUUCAGAUAAGUUCAUGAUAGGUUAGCUUUCUAAGUUUGUUUACAUGACAGUGUAAAUCUUUACUGUAUGUGUAGUGGCCUAGAAUCAUUUAAAAUCAUAAUUACAAGUAAAUGAUCGUCAAACUGAAAAAGUUGCCAAACCGAUUUCAUGCAUAUUCUCAGAAUGCUUUUUGAGAAUUAAGGGUUCAAACCAUGGAGCUUUGCCAAUCCAGAUUAUAUUCCACAAAAAAUGUAUGUG